UUCAUUUUCUUUUUGUGUUCGGUUAAACGUUAGUCCGUUCAUAUUGCAGCAAAUGGAUCCAGUGAAUGGACCACUUUGUCAGCAUUCAAUCAAGUGGAAGCACGUGUAUGUUGAUGAGACGUUCGGACAUCGUUCGAGAUUCUUUUAUGUAAACAACAUAAUGGUUGUGACUAAGCUUUGUACCACUAAGAGUAAAGAGUGAAAUGGCUUAAAGAAAGCUUGCAAGCGACUGCUGAGGAAAAAGUUUAUUUUGAAACGAAAGCUAGCGACCUUGCCAGUGAACUUCGCGACGCGGUCAUGGAAAACAAAAACAUUCGAAUGGAGUUUGAUCAAAUGUUGAAAUACUACUACAGCUCCAACGAACAGAUCAGCGAUAUGGAGAAAGCGUUGGAAAAGGCAGCAGUGAAAUUUUCCGAGUCUCAAGCUCUUGUUGAAAAACUGGAACAAGAUAUGGCGAAAAUCAAACUGCAUUAUUCGUUGGAAGUUAAGGAAUUGGAAAUGAAAGUCAAGUCGAUUGAAAGCAAAAGUGAACAUGUUCAGGUAGUGAAACCGUUUCACUACCAUGACGACGCUGUUGGAAAAGAAUCACCAAGGAAUCGAGCGAAAGAUAUAGAAGCUCCGCCGAAAGAGCACGACGUGAGCAAUUCGAAAGUCCAGCAAAGGUUGCUUGAAGAAGUAGAAAUGACGAGAGGGUUUCGUGUUCUCCUCGACGAUCUUCGCGGUCUGAUGAGUCACAUCAAGGAUUUCAGUGUCUUGAUAAAGGAAAGAAAAGAUGCCGUUACCAUGGCUACCGUCACCAGGACCGCCGAGUUCGAUGACGAAGAGAGUCAUGCCAAUGACGGAGAACACGCGAAAAAAAUGAAUCCGUCAAAAAAUGACUUAAAAACUGUAAAACGUAACAGCAAAAUUCAUCGCAAAAGUUUGAAGUCUGAAAUCGAAACCACGUCAACUUUUGACGUUGAGAAAAUUUCAAGGACGUCGCAUGAACAUACUAAAAAUAAAAGCAAACGGGCUUCGAAAAUUAGGACUCCAUUACAUAGCUCCUCGCCAAAAGGUGAUGGUCUUGAAAGCAUCGAAGACAUAACAGAUGUGACAGAUGAAAAUGGCACGAAUCUCGACGAGAGUGAUGUCAGAAGCGUGGAAUCUAGGAUUGAGGAAGUAAGGACGACGGGAAAACGAAAGUCGAGCAAGUCAAAUCUACCGAAGAACUCUUUCGAUAUGCGCUCACACAUUCAUCCUGAGGACGUCGAAACUCUGUUAAUGCCCCCAGAAGCGCAGGCGAGAAGCCAUGGUCGGGCCAAGGAGAUACUUGACCGUUUGACAUUAAAAGGGCACGAACUAACUCACGGCAAUAAAAAACUUGCGGAGUUGAUAAGCCGUCAGGAUGACGGUAUCAAGAAAUGUUGGGGAGCGAAAACGCACUUUUGAGAAAGCAUUGUGUAUGUACACAUCGUUUCGAUGAAGAAUUUAAGAAGAUGGGAAGAAAAUGAAUGGCAGUGUGUUAUCUGCUCGUGCUGAACCAAAUCCCAAUGAAGUCUGAUGGAAGACUCGUUGCGUUUUGUCUGUAUUAAUUUUUUACUGAUAGAGUUGCUAAUAUCCGCAGUUAACGUCCUUUCAUUAAAGGACUUCUGAUAGCAUAUUAUACAAAAAGUUCGGAAGAGGAGGGAAAGGCUAUUUUGUGUCGUUGACUGAUUUACCUACAUGGGAGAAAUGGAAUAAGUUUUUGGAAGCUAACUAGUGAAGUUACAGCUAAAUUUGAGAACCAGCUACACUGUGAAAUAAUUCAGUGAUGAUAUUAUUGGAAUGGAAUUUGUUACUGAUAAAUAUAUUUAAGCCUCUUUCAAGAAAGGUAAAUUUGGUGCAAUUGUGGGACGAUAAAAGGAACUUAAUAGUACCCUAGUGGUAGAUGAGCCUGAUUCUUUAUACCGUAAAGUGAAAACUAUCAACAGUCCUACUGUAUAUACCAUUUGUGCAAUAUAGAUGUGGCAUCAUCGUGUGAAAAAAUAUCGAUGAAAAACAACAUCCAAAGUAGGUUUGAUCUCAAGUGAAGAACUGGAUAUUCUCUUGAACUUUAUACGGAUGGGAAACAAAUUUACAAUGGCAGAUAUAGUAAAGAUAGUGUGCAUUUAUCAGUCUCAGAAAAUCGAUGAAGGGAAAGAAGUGAAAAACAAAGCUUUGCGUGUUCUAUAGCAAACUCGUGCCGCAAAUAGUUGUCUAGUAAUGUUUAUCAUGAGAAUGUUCAUCGAAUACGAAUAAGUUACAGAAAUAUAAAGGCCCAGAAAAGGUCAUCAGAAUUUGUAAGUGUUUAAAAAUACUUCACACAUAUUGAUUGUAAAUGAAGUAUUAGAAAGUGAUAUGGACAACAUGAAAUGAAGAGAACUGAGAACAGUAUACAGUCACAGAGUGUCUCGAAACGGAACCCGCAUAAAUAAUUAUGAAUUCACCGAAAUGAUUAUGCACAAUGAUAUCACUAGCAUGCAAAACAAGUUAAUGAACUUGACUUUUCUGCCUGGGAUUUCAUAGGGUUUGUAAAGUAUUUAAAGCGAAACAAGUCAAAAGUACUGCAUACAUUGAUUUUCAUCUCAAUUUUGUCACGUUAAAGCUUUGUAAAUGCGAAGCGACAUUAACUAAGUUACAACUGCCACAAAAACGUAAUCACUUUUUCCAUAAAUUGCAACGAACAUAGACAAGCGCAUGAAUAAUCUCACCACGCGGAUUCCGGUUUUUUUGAUGCACCCUUUGUACGUAUGAAAACCUGAAUUUACUGUUGAGACCUUUCCCUGUUUUGUCGAGUGAUGCCAGAAAAGGCGAUGAAAGAUAGGAGGCGACGAUUGUCUUUGUUAUAAAAGGGCUGGGAAAUUAGUACAAUUGUCUUUGUAUAAAUUUACAUUACUAUCAUACACCCAUAUAAGAAUAUGUACGAUUUUUCGCGGCUGCCAAAGAUUCAGUAAAUGUGUACUGAUUUUCAAUGUAAAAUUUCUUCCGUUUGAUGUCGGAAUUUCUUCUUUGGAAUCACUGUUAUCACAUAUAUCAAAAUGAAUUUUCAUUUAUGUGGUUGGAUAUUUUGAUUAGCGACAUCUCCUUUGAAAAAAACAUGUUUUGAUAAACUUUACGUCACCUUCAGUGCUUGAAAUAUUGUGAUUGAAGAGUAAUGGAUGGUUAAAGCCAUGUAGUAUCAUUAUACAGGUUUGGCUCUGUUCACUUACUUUUUGUCAAGGAUGGAACACUCGACUUUUCAACUAAAAGGAAAAUUCUGGUUUGAUAAGUUAACUUCAUUCGAUGAUGUAAAUAAAGUACGCAUGGUUUGGGAACGGAACAAUAAUAACUAUAAAGAUGAUAAAUGAAUAUUUACUAUAUAUGUCAUAUACAUUUUACACAUGCAAUGUGAUGUCUUUGCUCUUGUUCUUGUAAUUGUUCUCAUACUUUUAUCCUGCAUGUUGAUGGUUCACAAUAAACUUGUAUGUAGAUGUA
Molecule: messenger RNA, 3471 nt
Organism: Xenia sp. Carnegie-2017
Lineage: Eukaryota; Metazoa; Cnidaria; Anthozoa; Malacalcyonacea; Xeniidae
Product: myosin-4-like
Exons: 10
Coding region: 298-1428 (376 amino acids)
Source: RefSeq, a predicted model, not a curated record